Molecule: messenger RNA, 1368 nt
Organism: Acytostelium subglobosum LB1
Lineage: Eukaryota; Evosea; Eumycetozoa; Acytosteliales; Acytosteliaceae
Exons: 2
Coding region: 1-1368 (455 amino acids)
Source: RefSeq, a predicted model, not a curated record
AUGUUUGUGGAGGUCAAUGUUCUGACUCCCGCGACACCCAGCAGCAAGACCGAUGCUAAUGUCCAAGCAAUGAUGGAUCCCAACGCGCCCUAUUAUGUCGAUGGUAGAGAUGUCGUCAAAUGGACGAGUCACAGACUAUUUGGAGCGAAUAACAUUGGUCGUAUAGAGUUCACAGAGUCUGAUGAUUAUGCAUUCGAUUCAACAUUCUGGAGCCACGUCAAUGUAAAUGACCUUAUGGCUAAGAUGUCGGCUCGAUCAGUCGUGCUGGCAUUCAAUAUGGUGCGCAGUCUAACGUUCUCAAUAUGUCAUGUCCCAUUGACAACAUUGGUGUUACAACUCGGCCAAGAUGAUCAGAUGCCCAACUGCACUAUGCUCCCAUGCACAUUGACUGAACUAACAAUUGGUGGACAGUUCAACUCAACACUUGGUGCUCUGCCAGACAAUCUGAUAACAUUGAAACUUAUGGUCGACAUCCCGAUUGCACCAGGGACUCUCCCACUCCGUCUCAGGAGUAUAUUCUUUGGAGGAGAAUUCAAUCAACCGAUUGCCGAUGGAACAUUCCCGCCAACCCUAGAGAGAGUACACUUUGGUGGAUCCUUUGAUCAACCACUCACCAGCACCAACCUUCCUGAAUCGGUCACCGAUGUCACUCUGAUCAAUUCAUAUUACCGCCAUCCAUUCAGUCAUCGUGCAUGUGUCAAACUAAUAAUGCGAAGGGAUACAAUCUUUGCUCCUGGCAUCGUCUUUCCCAACCUCACGCAACUGGAAACACUAGUGAGUGCUGAUGUUCUGAUCCCAUCCACGUUCCCAGCACUCAGAUCACUUGAUUACCAUGUUUGGAAUUACCUUGAGAUGGACUACUCGACACUUCCUCACACACUGACUGAACUUAAUACCAAUGUGGGGCGACAAAUCACUUCAUUCCCUCAUGGACUCGAUCAUUUGUACCUUCGAUGUAGUGGGUCUGGCUUCAGAUUGACCAACACGACAUUGCCUCGAUCACUCCGAUCACUCUCACUCUUCGCCUAUAAACAUCCAAUCGAAGCUGAAUUGCUUCCAGCGACACUCACAUCACUCACUACGAUCAAUUGUAAGCAUGUACUUGAUCCAAGACAGAUACCGCCGUCAAUACAUACAUUGAGCAUCAGACUCCAGCCGGUGGAUACCAAGCAUUUGGCACAGGUGUUGGCAACUACAUCAUUGUUUAGCAUCAUUUUAUCUGAUAGGGGUAGCUUCUACCACGAGCUGUAUCGAAUCAGUGACACACUCUUCCUCAAGUAUGAACAUUCCAUUCUCUUCAGGGUGACUGAAUGUGCAUUCAUUGACAUUGACUCAAUCAUUGCAUUGUACCAUAAAUCAAAAGAUUAA